GAGCACUUUCUCUGCCGCAACGCUCCGGUUUCUGUCGGCUGCCUUACCGCGCGGGCUCACUUUUCUUACCUUGUAAGGCCUCGGCAUGUCUUAUCCGAUGGAUGAUUACGAUGAGGGCUCCUAUGAUCCCUAUUCUUAUCCAGGUGACUAUGAUAUGCAUACAGGAGAUCCAAAACAGGAUCUAGCUUACGAACGACAAUAUGAGCAGCAAACUUACCAGGUGAUCCCUGAAGUGAUUAAAAACUUUAUCCAGUAUUUUCAUAAGACUGUAUCUGAUCUGAUUGAUCAGAAAGUAUAUGAGCUGCAGGCCAGUCGUGUGUCCAGUGAUGUCAUUGACCAGAAAGUAUAUGAGAUCCAAGACAUUUAUGAAAACAGCUGGACCAAACUGACAGAAAGAUUCUUUAAAAACACACCAUGGCCAGAGGCUGAAGCUAUUGCUCCACAGGUUGGGAAUGAUGCAGUCUUCCUGAUUUUGUACAAAGAACUGUAUUAUAGGCACAUCUAUGCUAAAGUCAGUGGUGGUCCAUCCUUGGAACAGAGAUUUGAAUCUUACUACAACUACUGCAAUCUAUUCAACUAUAUUCUCAAUGCAGAUGGCCCAGCUCCCCUGGAACUGCCCAAUCAGUGGCUCUGGGAUAUCAUUGAUGAGUUCAUCUAUCAGUUCCAGUCCUUCAGUCAGUACCGCUGCAAAACAGCCAAAAAGUCUGAGGAAGAGAUUGAUUUCUUGCGUUCAAACCCCAAGAUCUGGAAUGUCCACAGUGUACUGAAUGUGUUGCAUUCUCUAGUGGACAAAUCCAACAUCAAUCGACAGCUAGAGGUCUACACUAGUGGAGGUGACCCUGAGAGCGUGGCUGGAGAGUAUGGCCGCCAUUCCCUGUAUAAGAUGCUGGGCUACUUCAGUCUCGUGGGUCUGCUGCGUCUCCAUUCACUGCUGGGAGAUUACUAUCAGGCCAUCAAAGUUUUGGAGAACAUUGAACUUAACAAAAAGAGUAUGUAUUCUAGAGUGCCUGAGUGCCAGGUUACCACCUAUUAUUAUGUGGGCUUUGCAUACCUCAUGAUGCGACGCUACCAAGAUGCUAUCCGUGUCUUUGCCAAUAUUCUUCUGUACAUUCAGAGGACCAAGAGCAUGUUCCAGAGGACCACUUACAAAUAUGAGAUGAUUAACAAGCAGAAUGAACAGAUGCAUGCCCUUCUGGCGAUUGCACUCACUAUGUAUCCUAUGCGCAUAGAUGAAAGCAUUCACCUGCAGCUCAGAGAGAAGUAUGGGGACAAGAUGCUGCGCAUGCAGAAGGGAGAUCCCCAAGUAUAUGAAGAGCUCUUUAGCUACGCCUGCCCCAAGUUCCUCUCGCCUGUGGUCCCCAACUAUGACAACGUACAUCCCAACUAUCACAAGGAGCCUUUCUUGCAGCAGCUGAAGGUCUUUGCUGAUGAAGUUCAACAGCAAGCCCAGCUGUCCACAAUCCGCAGCUUCCUAAAGCUUUACACUACUAUGCCAGUCGCCAAGCUGGCCGGCUUCCUAGACCUCACUGAGCAGGAGUUCCGCAUUCAGUUGCUGGUCUUUAAGCACAAGAUGAAGAACCUGGUCUGGACAAGUGGGAUCUCUGCCCUGGAUGGGGAGUUCCAGUCGGCCUCAGAGGUGGAUUUCUACAUUGACAAGGACAUGAUCCACAUUGCAGACACAAAGGUUGCUCGCCGCUAUGGUGACUUCUUCAUCCGUCAGAUCCAUAAGUUUGAGGAGCUGAAUCGGACUCUGAAGAAGAUGGGCCAAAGACCUUGAACCAUUCUCUGGCUUUUUUGUCUUGAAGGCAAAUGAAGUAGGAGGGGAAAUGAGCUAUGGAUUCUGGAAUUUUCUAUAGUUCUGUGCCAUUUUGCUUUGGAUAGCAGAUGGUUUAGCUCAUACAAAGGACUAAGAAAUCUAAUUAAAUGAGUGAAAUCUA
Eublepharis macularius is the source of this 1937-nucleotide messenger RNA. RefSeq names its product eukaryotic translation initiation factor 3 subunit L (gene EIF3L). Bases 86 to 1777 code for a protein of 563 amino acids. Gene Ontology annotation, molecular function: protein binding; translation initiation factor activity. Gene Ontology annotation, biological process: translational initiation. NCBI's taxonomy places the organism in Eukaryota, Metazoa, Chordata, Lepidosauria, Squamata, Eublepharidae. Gene Ontology annotation, cellular component: eukaryotic translation initiation factor 3 complex; cytoplasm. The transcript has 13 exons. The record is from RefSeq and is a predicted model, not a curated record.